Molecule: messenger RNA, 414 nt
Organism: Lactuca virosa
Lineage: Eukaryota; Viridiplantae; Streptophyta; Magnoliopsida; Asterales; Asteraceae
Source: the annotation of a GenBank genome assembly
AUGGAGACGGCGUUCCAGAUCUUUGAUGAUGACCCCACCAGAGAAAGAAUUUGCAGAUUUGAAAGAGAGGGAAAGAGGCGUCUCCGACGAACCCUACCCCUAACGUCAUUGUGUCUGUAUCUCGAAGCUCAUAGCCGUCGUCGGAGACGGCGAAGACGGUGUAAAAUCGAGCCACAGACUUCACCGUUUCAAAAUCGUUCUUGUGAAACCCUUCCUGUUGAGGAUGAACAAACGUCAUCGCCGUUCUUGCUUCACCCUUUGACUCUCGUUUUACUGGUGGUGUUGGAAACAUUACUAUACUCCUCACCUCCGACCACUGCUACACCCCGUCACCAUGCUCGUCGGCUUCAGAUAUGUUCAGAUCUGUGGCUAGAGGAUCCAACGGUGGUGUGGAGAUGUAACCCAGAUCGAUGA